Molecule: messenger RNA, 9745 nt
Organism: Alosa sapidissima (American shad)
Lineage: Eukaryota; Metazoa; Chordata; Actinopteri; Clupeiformes; Clupeidae
Gene: col7a1
Product: collagen, type VII, alpha 1
Exons: 119
Coding region: 246-9236 (2996 amino acids)
Molecular function (GO): protein binding; serine-type endopeptidase inhibitor activity
Source: RefSeq, a predicted model, not a curated record
GACAGUUUGAGCUCUGGCAGAGUGUUGAACCUGCAAAGACAGCACAGCACGGCACAGCACCAGCAGGAAGAACAUGCACGUUUAAUACCAACCCUUCACAUUACUGCGCUGCUUCAUUUGUGGUUCUGUCCAUUUUGGGAUUUUGGUGGUAAACUGGAUGCCCUCACAUGGCCCCUACUACGCUGUGAGUUCUGAAAGGAUUAGGAGCAGGAAGAGGUGACUAAUCAGUUUGGCAGGUAAAGAAGAUGUGGGCUAUCUUUUUAUUCACGGUGGUGGGGACUCUUCUUCAUGAAAGUGCUGCUCAAGGCCAGUGUAACAGUGUGAGGGCAGCCGAUGUGGUAUUUUUGGUGGAUGGCUCGUCCAGCAUUGGCAGUACCAACUUUCAGUUGGUGAAAGGCUUCAUGGCAGGCCUGGUGAAGCCACUUGCCGGUGCUGUGGGCGCGAGCGGAGUACGCUUCGGAGUCGUGCAGUACAGCGAUAGCUCCAGGAUUGAGUUUCCUUUUGGGAGGUAUACAAAUGGAACAGAGGUGGUGGUGGCUGUUGAAAAUAUCCCGUAUAAGGGAGGAGGAACACGCACGGGUGACGGGCUCAAAUUCAUCGUUGACAAUUUCUUCAGCCCUCCAAAUAUUCGAGAUGUUCCCAAGAUUGUCAUCGUCAUUACAGAUGGGAAGUCACAGGACUCUGUUGUGGACCGUGUUCAAACAUUGCGCAAUCUUGGGGUCAAGAUCUUUGCCAUAGGUAUAAAGAGUGCUGACAAGAGGGAGCUGGAUCAGAUGGCCUCGUCCCCACAGACCUACUAUUCCCUGAUCAUCAGUGGCUUCAAGGGCCUCAGCUCCCUCCUGCCGCAGGUGUCCCCACGAGUUUGUGCGUCUGUUGGGGGGACAUUCGCGAAUGACGAGGCCACCACAGGUCCCUCCAACCUCCAGUUUACAGAGAGUACCACUGACUCGCUGCGCUUCCAGUGGACUCCUGCAGGGGGCCAAGUGACUGGCUACCGCAUCCAGUACACGCCUGUCUCUGGCCUGGGACAGCCAAUCAACGCAGAGCUACAACAGGUGACAGUUGGACCAGAUCAGCAGAGUUACACUGCUCGGAACCUGCGUGGUGGCACCGACUAUCUGGUCUCAGUCAUUGCCCAGUACCCAAACAGCAUCGGAGAGGCUGUGUCUGCUAAAUCUGGCACAAAGUCAUCUCAGGGUGUGUCGUCGCUGCGAGUGUUACGGUCGGGCUUCUUCUCCAUCUCUCUGGCCUGGGAUGCCCCCUCCACUCGGCCCCAGGGCUACAGGGUCACCUACGGACCCAGAUCUCAGCCGGCGUCACAGCUGGAGCAGAGGUUGUCCCCUGAUGUUACCACGGUAACUCUCGACCGUCUGCAAGCGGAUACUGAAUACAUAAUCAGCGUCCUCCCCCUGUUACCGGGAAACUCAACAACACCAGCCAGGAUAUCUGCCAAAACUUCACGUUUAGAGGCGGUGAGACAGCUGACGGUUGAAACGAUCUCUGAGACAAGUGUUGGUGUUCGCUGGAGAGCUGCAGAUGGAGCCAGGUCCUAUCGGUUGGUCUGGGGGCCUUUCACAGGUCGUGAUGUGCAGACGCAAGAGGUCACCACAGAAUCUCACACACUCUCGGGUCUUCAGCCUGAUGUUGAGUACAUCAUCACUGUCAUCGCUCACUACGACAACAACGCUGAGGGGCCUGCUGCCACGGCCAGGUUCAAAACAGAACGUUUUGAGCAGCAGGUGCUCAGGGCAACGCCCACAGGCCCCUCCUCAAUCAGACUCACCUGGAACCAGAUCAGAUCUGCCAGAGGUUACCGCAUAGAGUACAAGAAUGAAGGGGGCUCUGUUGAGAGGGUGACGUUUCCUCAGGCCACGACGACUCAUGAGUUGCGUCAGCUGAGGCCCCAGACAGAGUACAUCAUCACUCUCUACACACUCUACGAGGGACGAGAGGAGGCCACACCUGUGUCCACCGCACCUCCAACUGCCAAGGUGACAGACCUGCGGGUUACAAAUUUAAACAGCCGACGAAUCAGGAUUGCCUGGAGGGGUGUUUCCGGGGCAACGGGCUACAGAAUCACAUGGAAACAAGGCAACAGUGGCCUUCAGUUCCGUGACGUGGCCCCGGACCUCUCGGCCUUCACCAUCGAUAGGUUGCAGCCGGACGAGUACGUGCUGAUAGGUGUCGCCGUGGUGAUCGACGGAAACGCGGGGGAGUCCGUCACUCUGAGCAGCCGGACGCAUGGCUAUGGCAUUACCGGGCUCCGCGUCCAAGACGUGAACACCAGGAGCAUAGGCAUUGCCUGGGACCCCCUUACCACAGCAACGGGAUAUAAAAUCAGAUGGCGUCAUAACAACGGUGCGGAAUCCUCCAGGAAUGUGGCGUCCACUGUGACCUCCUACACUAUUGAGGGGCUGGAGGAGAAUACUUCCUACCGCAUCGCAGUUUCAGCACUGAUUGGCUCAAAUGAGGGGACGCCGGCAACUGUCCUCACCAGGACAGUGCUUAGCGGUGUGGUUGGCACAGUAACAGACCUGAAGGUGCUGGCGCCACAGGAUGAGGCGGUAAAGGUCACAUGGGUCGGAGUUCAGGGGGCGACAUCCUACCGCAUCGUCUGGAAGAAAACUGAUGAUGGUGAGGAGCAGACCCGGGAGGUCGGGGCAGACGUGACCUCAGUGGACCUGGUGCAGCUGCAGAGGGGGGCCCAGUAUGAGGUGCAGGUCAUGGCUUUGGUGCAGGGCCAAGAGGGCUCGCCAGUCUCCGUCAGGGUCACCACACCUGGUGUGGUGGACCGUGUGGAGGGGCUGCGGGUGUUGGAGGCCAGACAAGGUACUCUUCGGCUCACCUGGAGGGCAGUGUCAGGGGUGACUGGAUACAAGCUGUACUGGAGCACAACAGGAGAGGGAGAGAGAAGCCAGCUGAUCCGGAGGGAUGUGACCUCAUACGACCUGGAUGGACUUCGUCCUGGCCAGAGCUACGUCAUUCGAUUCGCUGCGCUUUUCCAAGACAGAGAGAGCGAGGCGGUCACCAUCAGGGCAAGCACAACUGCCCUUGGAUCUGUAACAGAUUUACGGGUCAUCGAUAUUACCCAGAAUUCAGUGCUUCUGGGGUGGACUCCCAUAGUAGGUGCCACAUCUUACAUUCUGCGAUGGAGAGAGGAAAAAGACUCAGGAGAGGGUCUGUCACAGGUGUUGAACGGAUCAGCAAACUCAUUCCGUGUGUCUGGACUGAGGCUGGGCAGACGCUAUGUGUUCUCCCUACAACCCACCUACCAGAACCAGCUUGGACAGGUGGCUACUGUAGAGGAGCGCACAGUGUGUGUGGACGGACGUCUGGAUGUGGUGUUCCUGGUCCCUGCGUCUAGAGAUCGCUCUCGUCUGAGGGACCCUGUCCUCUCACUGCUCACCAGCGCAGCAGGAACUCUCACCACCAUCAGCCCCAGAGACUCACAGAUGGGGGUCUUAGUGUACAGUGAUAUUCCCAGAGUGCACUUCUUGCUCAAUCGUCAUAGCAACAGUCAGACUUUACUCCAGGAGAUUCUGUCGACUCCUUUCUCGGCUGGCCGUGGGAAUGCAAUAGGUCAGGCGCUAACAUACGCACAGCAAUACUUCCUGACGGUGUCGGCCGGGAGAAGGCGCGUGCCGGGAGUCGUGGUGCUCAUUACCGAUGAUAGAUCUACUGAUGAUGCCAUCAGGGCAGCCACAGAGCUCAGGGCCACAGGAGUGACAGUGCUGGCAGUGGGAAUUGGCCGAGCGGACUCUGAGGAGUUGCGACGUGUGGUAACUGACGGAAGCACCCAGAACCUGCUGUAUGUGUCAGACGCAGCGCAACUCUACCGCUACCACCCGGAGCUGGCCGACUUACUCUGCGGCGUUGCCAGGGGGACGGGAGUAACGAUUCCUCCUGGUCCAGAGCUAUGCACUGUUCAGUGUCCAAAUGGGGAGAAAGGAGAACAGGGACAAAAGGGUGAACAGGGCCGUGAUGGGAACGAUGGGAGAAAAGGAGACCCUGGACGUGAUGGGGUGCCAGGUAGAGAAGGCCCUCGUGGACCAGAGGGGCCUCCAGGUCGGAGCACAGGACCUUCAGUGGGAGUCAGAGGAGAAAAAGGAGAGAGGGGGUUUCCAGGAUUGGAUGGGAGUUCCGGAGUCCCUGGCCGCCCAGGAAGUGCUGGCCCUGCUGGAUCUCCGGGAUCUCAGGGUAUUCCUGGGGUUAGAGGAGAUCCUGGGGAACCAGGCGCCUCUGGAGCAUCUGGCGUGAAGGGAGAGAAAGGACAAAAGGGGGAGUCCAGUGGAGUAGCUGGAACUGGAUUACCAGGGAGGAAAGGAGAGCCUGGAAUCCCUGGAAUACCGGGUCGGCCAGGUGGUGAUGGGUUAAAGGGACUUGCUGGAACACCUGGACAGGAUGGUCGCCCUGGGAUACCAGGUACCCCUGGUAUCUCCAUUAAGGGAGAGAAGGGGGAUCGAGGAGAGAGGGACAGUGGCGUGGCGGCCAAAGGGGAUCCCGGAGCACCAGGGAUACCAGGGCCUCCAGGUCCAGAAGGUCCAAAAGGGCUUCCUGGAUUAAAGGGGUCCAAAGGCGACAAGGGUGAGGGCACAGAGGGUCAGCCUGGCCCCCCCGGAAUUCAAGGAGAGCCCGGUGAACGAGGUCCAAGAGGGCCCGCUGGUGAAAGAGGAAAUAAGGGUGACCGGGGCCAAGCGGGACAGCCAGGCAUCCAAGGGGACAGGGGAGAGAGAGGACCAACUGGGCCCCCAGCAGAGAAGGGGGAGUCUGGUAAACCUGGUUCUUCAGGGCUGCCUGGACCCAGAGGUUUGCCAGGGCCCAGUGCAUCUCCAGGAGAGAAGGGAAGCAAAGGUGAACCAGGAGAGCCUGCAGGUGGUGGUGCUACUCUACCGGGGAGGAAAGGAGAGCGGGGAGAGACGGGACUCGCUGGCCCUGAGGGAGCAAUAGGAGAGAAGGGGGAGCGAGGCCCGAAAGGAGACAGAGGACUCCCAGGGGUUGGUGUGCAGGGACCUGCUGGAACUAAAGGAGACCAAGGAGAUCGAGGCCCACCUGGUCUAGGGGGAAGACCUGGAGCAAAGGGUGACCGUGGUGAACCAGGGGAGGUUGGGGAGGCUGGCAGGAACGGGCCCCCAGGACCAGCAGGCGCACGGGGGAAAGAGGGAGAGAAAGGAGACAAGGGAGAUGAAGGAACUGCAGGCGAGCCAGGGGUGCCAGGAAAGACGGGGGAUCGUGGCGUGCGGGGUUUACAAGGUCCGCAAGGACAAGUGGGGGAGAAAGGAGACGUGGGCGAUCCAGGAGAGCAUGGACGUAUUGGUAGUCCUGGGCCUGCUGGACCCCGAGGGUUUAAGGGAGAGCAGGGAGCUCAAGGCCCCCCUGGCCCACCAGGAUCCGCGACUACAAGUGAUACUAAGAUGAAAGGCGAGAGAGGGGAAAAGGGGGAUGCGGGAGACCCCGGUGAACACGGGGGCAAAGGUCAGAAAGGCGAGGCAGGUGGACAGGGACCUUCAGGACCAGCGGGAGCUGAUGGACUGAGGGGACUUGCAGGACCCAGAGGUGAAACAGGCCUGAGGGGUAGUCCUGGAGAAAAGGGAGAGAGAGGAGCUGCUGGACUGGAUGGCCGUAAUGGGCUGGAUGGAAAACCUGGAGCACCUGGAGCAGUUGGACUACGAGGUGACCCAGGAAAGCAGGGGGAUCCUGGCAGAGACGGUCUGCCAGGACUUAGGGGGCCGCAAGGACCACUAGGACCAGCUGGGCCUCCUGGAAACGCAGGAGUACCAGGAAAAGCUGGAACAGACGGGAAGCCUGGAGAUCCUGGGAAAAUGGGAGAGGAUGGUACACCAGGGGAGGAUGGAAGAAAGGGUGACAAAGGUGAAGCUGGACCUCCAGGAAGAGACGGUCGUGACGGUCUGAAGGGGGACAGAGGAAUUACUGGUCCCGUCGGUCCAGUUGGCCCUCCAGGUACCCAAGGAGCUCCUGGCCCCAUCGGACCCCCUGGGCAGGUGAUUUAUGUAAAAGGAGCAGAACCAGUGUCCUUCCCCGGGCCACAGGGACCUCCCGGAACCCCAGGGGUACCUGGGAUACCAGGAGCUGUAGGAGCCAGAGGAGAAAAAGGUGUAGCUGGCACCAAAGGAGAAACGGGGGACCCUGGAGAAGAUGGAGCUCCUGGCAAACCGGGGACGUUAGUGGAUGUCAGGAGGGCUUUUUCAGACAUGGGCAUUGAGGUGAACGAACUGAAAGUCUUGAUUAGUAAGAAAGACGUGAAGCCCAUUUCUGAGAAAGGCCAGAGCGGAGAAAAGGGAGAGACGGGGCAAAGGGGACCACCUGGACUUGAUGGUGCUCGAGGUCUCCCAGGGGAGCGUGGGUCCAAAGGGGAGUCGGGAGAUAGAGGUCCCCCUGGCCCCCAGGGCCCUACAGGCCGCGCCAUCGGAGAACGGGGACCAGAAGGACCGCCAGGCCAGGCAGGAGAGCCCGGAAAACCAGGAAUACCAGGAGUUCCAGGACGUGCCGGAGAGCUGGGCGAAGCUGGAAAACCAGGAGACAAGGGAGAGAGAGGAGAGAGAGGAGACAAAGGCGAGCCUGGCCGAGUUGGUUUGACAGGGGCUGUAGGACCCCCAGGACCAAAGGGGGAGAGUCUUGCUACUGCGUCUAGCGUUCCUGGACCUCGGGGUCUUCCUGGAAUCCAGGGCAUCAGAGGGGAGCCCGGGUCCGCAGGACUGCCUGGCGCAAAAGGAGACAGGGGUGUCGCUGGUUCUCGGGGAGAAAAGGGGGACAGAGGCGACCACGGAGAGAAGGGCCGUGAUGGCUUUGCUGGAUCUCCCGGAGAACCAGGGAAACCUGGAUUGGAUGGAAAACCAGGUUCCCCUGGGUUCCCAGGUGUAAUAGGCCGACCGGGUAAUCCUGGAGAAACAGGCAUAAGGGGACCAACAGGUCCAAUGGGUGGCAACGGCCCUCCUGGUCCACCAGGAGUGAAAGGCAACCAGGGACCACCAGGUGUCGGCACUCAAGGACCUCCUGGAGCCCAGGGCCCCAUGGGAUUGCCUGGCCCUGCAGGAACCCCGGGCGCUGUGGGGCCUCAAGGGCCACCAGGUCUGCCUGGGCAAGUGGGUGAGAGUGGCAAGCCAGGUGUACCAGGAAGAGAUGGCAUACCAGGAAAAGAGGGGACACCAGGAUUACCUGGGAAACAGGGUAUUCCUGGGCCAGCGGGACCCUCAGGGCUAAAGGGAGAGCAGGGGGACAGUGGUCCUCCAGGCAAGAGUGUAGCUGGUCCUCCAGGAGUGAAGGGGGACCGAGGGUUUCCAGGUCAAACACUACCUGGCACUGCAGGUGAGCCUGGAGUAUCUGGACAAAAGGGUGAGAGGGGAGACAAAGGACCUGCUGGAAUCAAAGGAGAUAAAGGUGUGCCUGGAGAUGAUGGAACACCAGGGGAAGAUGGCUUCCCAGGACCACCUGGCCCUAAAGGAGACAAAGGGGAAAGAGGAGUGGGACUCGCAGGCCCUCCAGGACGAGUAGGACCUGCAGGGCUGAAGGGAGACACUGGCCUCCCCGGGUCGCCUGGCCCUCCAGGGCCCCAGGGUGCAGCAGGAAUUUCGGGUCAGCCUGGCGUAAGAGGAGAGGUUGGGCCUCCAGGACCCCCUGGACCAGUAGGAGAGAGGGGUCUACAGGGCUUCGUCGGGAGAAUUGGCAGCCAAGGAGCACCAGGAUCUGCAGGACCUCCUGGCCCUGCUGGUGCACCUGGCACAAAUGGCCUCAAAGGUGACAAGGGGGAGUCCGGAGUGGGAGCUCCAGGAGCUAGAGGAGAGAGAGGAGACCCCGGGCCCCGGGGAGAGGAAGGGCGUGCUGGAGUGGACGGAGCCCGAGGGCCUGCGGGUUCUCCUGGUAGCAGAGGAGACAGAGGAGAAAAAGGAGACGCUGGUGCUCAAGGAGACAAGGGAGAAAAGGGGGAAACUCUGCUUGUUGGAGGGGAACAAGGAGAGAAAGGAAUCAAAGGAGAAAGGGGUGACCGAGGCCCUAAAGGGGUUCAGGGGGAAAAGGGUAUAAAAGGAGAAGAGGGACCUCCAGGACUACAGGGUAUACAGGGAGAGUCCGGGGGCAGGGGAUCCUCUGGAUUCCCCGGAGCACGAGGGCCCGGUGGACAGAAGGGUGAAGCUGGUAUGCCAGGACUACCAGGCGAAUCGGGCUCUCCAGGGAAAGAUGGCUUACCUGGACUGAGAGGCGAAAAAGGAGAGUUUGGCAUGACAGGACCACGGGGGAGCAAGGGGGACCGGGGUUCUAAGGGAGCCUGCGGAGCGGCUGGACCCAAAGGAGAAAGGGGUGAUGCUGGGCUUCAUGGGCGUGCUGGUAUGCCAGGGAGGAAAGGAGAGCAGGGAGAAGUAGGUGCUCCAGGCAUCACUGGGGCUCAAGGCAAAGAGGGCCUUAUUGGCCCGAAGGGUGACCGAGGAUUCGAUGGCAUCACCGGGCCUAAAGGAGGCCAAGGGGAGAAGGGUGAAAGGGGGCCCCCUGGUAUCCCUGGGCCCCCGGGGCCAAGAGGUGUGGAUGGGGCUGCAGGGCUUACUGGCCCCCAAGGGCCUGCAGGGGGCAGAGGGCCUGAAGGACUGCAAGGACAGAAGGGGGAGCGUGGCCCUCCUGGUCCUGCCAUGGUGGGAGCCAGGGGUAUCCCAGGUAUACCUGGAGAGAGAGGAGAGCAGGGCGAAAUGGGAUUGUCUGGAACUAAAGGAGAUAGAGGGGAUCCAGGCUUAACGGAGGAUGAAAUACGCACAUAUGUUCGCACUGAGAUGAAUCAGCACUGUGCGUGUGGAGGUGGGUUGGACUCUGUACCCCUCGUGCCGCCUCAGUCCUAUCGGGCUGGCCGCAUGCCAGACCACACCCGGACUCGGCUGGGUGACGAGGGCCAUGAGCUGCGUGUGGUGAUGAACACUAACGACCCAGACUAUCAGCACAUCUACUCCAUAGAGAGCUACGACGACCCACUCGCAGAGGUCGUCGACCUACCCCCCUCAGCCAAUCAGAGCAAAGGUGAAGUAGUUUCCGUUGAUCCCUUGAAAGUUGUGAGACCCAAGCGGGAGGCAGAAGACCCUUGCCUGCUCCCUCUGGAGGAGGGGAAUUGUUCCCGCUUCACACUGCGCUGGUACUUUAACUCUGCCGUCCGUGCCUGCCGACCCUUUGUAUAUAGCGGCUGCGAGGGCAACGCCAACCGCUUCACAGAGUUAGAGGAGUGUGAGGAAAAAUGUCUGCUAUGAGGGGUUGAACAAAAAGGAUAUGGCUGAUAACUGGCUGCUUGUACAUGAAGUACUUCUUUCAUCAAGGUGCUAAGGAGUUCCACAUCAGAAUCCUCAGAACCUCCCUCAAGUUUUCCUAUCUUUAUUUAUUGUAUGAUGAUAAACAUACCGUAUUAGGAAGAGUCAAUAGCAUUUCAUAUAAAUACAAAGAAACACAGUCGUGAAAGACCUCCAAAUACAUGUCAGAGACUUGCACACUUUAAAAGCUAAACUUCUGAAUGGCCAUUGAUGUAAGUAAUGGGUUUGUUGUCUGGCCUCCAUACUUCUGUUAAAAUGGAACCAACCUAAUCUUAACACUGUUUUGGGACACAGUGGGUCUAUCAAAAUAAAAAAUGAGGCAAAGUGUUUUAUGUAUAGAAAGGAUCUGUAAUGUACAUAAUCAGAGAGAGAGGAUAUGCCUCAUGGGACUCACAUUUUUAUAAUUGCAUGAAAUUUUUUAUAAUAAAGUAUCAGAUGUUUUUCAGAUGUUA